Didymella exigua CBS 183.55 is the source of this 1843-nucleotide messenger RNA. Its product is annotated as cytochrome P450. The coding region runs from base 188 to 1705 and encodes 505 amino acids. Gene Ontology annotation, molecular function: oxidoreductase activity, acting on paired donors, with incorporation or reduction of molecular oxygen, reduced flavin or flavoprotein as one donor, and incorporation of one atom of oxygen; iron ion binding; heme binding. The record is from RefSeq and is a predicted model, not a curated record. Lineage: Eukaryota; Fungi; Ascomycota; Dothideomycetes; Pleosporales; Didymellaceae. The transcript has 3 exons.
CCGCAUUGUGUGUAACGACAAUUUCAACACCGUACCUUCACAUGUAACAAGCGAGUCUUGAUUGCGGGCUGCUACGUCAUUACGGAUCUCGAACAUCAUUCGCGACCUCCAACAUCGUUCGCGACCUCCAACAUCGUUCGCGACCUCCAACACCAUUCGCGACCUCCAAACCUUACAACCACACAACAUGGCGUACUCGCCGCUCUUCUUCGUGCUUGCAGGCGCAUUCACUGCCUACCUCCUGUACACAAGACUUACACUCUGCUUUGCGCGACGACAAUUCAAGAAGGACAAUGGUUGCCAGCCAUGCACAAAGGUCUUCAACAAAGAUCCAAUCCUGGGCAUUGAUGUGAUACGCGUGAUGGGCGCCCACAGCAAGAAGCACAUCCUGCUCAAAGAGAACAAGAAAAGGUUCGAGCGCCUCGGCAACACCUUCCACACAAGGAUGGCCGUUCAGCCAGUAAUUGCCACUUGCGAACCUGAGAACAUAAAGACCAUCCUCAGCCUGAAGUUCAAGGACUAUAGCCUCGGCAACAGGGCGAAGGCAUGCAACCCGCUGUUGGGUCAUGGUAUCUUCAACGCUGAUGGUGAGCGCUGGGCCAACAGCCGUCAUCUACUGCGACCAAACUUCGCCCGUGAUCAGAUUGCUGAUCUAGGAGCGUUUGAGCGCCACUUCAAGCUCAUGCUCAAGCACAUUCCAAAGAAUGGCUCGACGGUUGACCUUCAGGAGCUCUUCUUCAUGCUCACGAUUGACACUGCUACUGAGUUCCUCUUCAACCACUCGACGAAUACACUUCGUAUGGUCGGGUACAAGGAUGAGUCCAACGAGGACGUCAUCUUCGGCAAGAUGUUCAACUAUGCUCAAUACGACAUUACGACCCGCCUGCGUCUCGGACCUCUCCAUCGCUUCACGAAGAAUGCUAAGGGCGAAGAGGCCAUACGCAUCUGUCACACGUACAUCGAGAAGUUCGUUGACGAAGCUAUUAGGUUCAAGCAGGAGCAGGAUGAGGAGAAGAAGACUGGGGAGGAGGAGGAUCGAUAUAUCUUCAUCCACAAGCUCGCCAACCAGACCAUAGACAGGAAGAGGCUAAGGGACGAGCUUGUCAACAUCCUGCUUGCCGGACGUGAUACCACGGCUAGCUUGCUGAGCAACAUGUUCUUCGAGAUCGCAAAGCGACCAGACAUCUACGCCAAGUUAAGGAACGAGACUGCCUUCUUGAAUGGACGCACGCCCACCUACGAAGAAUUGAAGACCCUCAAGUACCUCAAGUGGUGUAUGAACGAAUCUCUCCGCGUCCACCCCGUCGUCCCCGGCAACUCUCGCUUUGCCAUCCGGGACACUGUCCUCCCUCUUGGCGGCGGCUCAGACGGCCAGCACCCUCUCUUUAUACCCAAGGGUACUAUUGUUGGCUACUCACCCUACACUAUGCACCGCCGCAAGGAUCUCUACGGCCCCGACGCCGAUGAAUACAAGCCCGAGCGCUGGGAGUCCCUGCGACCUGGAUGGGAAUACCUGCCCUUCAACGGUGGGCCAAGGAUCUGUCUUGGACAGCAGUACGCUCUUACGGAGGCGGGCUAUGUGACAGUCAGGCUGGUGCAGGAGUUCGCGAAGAUGGAGAGCAGGGAUCCCGGACCAUGGGAGGAGGGUCUGACACUGACUUGCUGUUCGUUCAACGGCACGAAGGUCGGGCUUACGCCUGCAUAAACGCCUAAUACCCUGUGCCUCUCUUUAUCGAAUGUUUUCAGACUUCCUUCGUGUACCUUAGCGUUCGAGCGCCAUCGAUGAAGGCGAGACUGCUAGUUACGUCAUUCAUUUGAGUUGACAUCACGACUUUCAUCAAAC